Oryzias latipes (Japanese medaka) is the source of this 1890-nucleotide messenger RNA. RefSeq names its product translocase of outer mitochondrial membrane 34 (gene tomm34). The record is from RefSeq and is a predicted model, not a curated record. Gene Ontology annotation, molecular function: heat shock protein binding. Gene Ontology annotation, cellular component: cytosol; mitochondrion. Lineage: Eukaryota; Metazoa; Chordata; Actinopteri; Beloniformes; Adrianichthyidae.
AACUUACAGUAGUUUGAAAUUAAGCAUUAAAGUGUGUAUAUUUACCAUUUCUUUUACAUUUUGUAUUUUUAGUACAAUCAUUUUACAAAAAAAUAAUAAUCCAAACAAUAAAAUAAAAAAAAAAAUCAAGCCACUUUAAAAAAAAAAAAAAAAACGAAACCUGAGCGAAACCGAUACUGUAUCUCUCCCUCUCAGCGACUCUACACUGACGGAGAAUGUACUAGAGCCGGCUAGUGUUUUCCGCACGCGAACGUACCACGAGGACAACAGCUGUGCUUACAGUUGAUUCCUUUCCUCUUUUUGGCUAACAUAACACUUGUUCCGACGGUUUGAGUUUUGGUACCCAGGAGAAGAGGACUAUCGCUGCUGUCGUUACGCAGGUCGCUGACAGGAAGUCAUGCCUCAGCAACGGAAGACAAAGUCCUGGACUGAGCUGAAGCAAGCGGGGAACGAGUGCUUCAAGACCGGCCAGUAUGGAGAGGCUGUCAAUCUCUACAGCCAGGCCAUCAAGGUGCUGGAAAAGUCCAGAGAAGAGUACUCUGCAGAUUUGGCCAUUGUGUACUCGAACCGUGCAGCGAGCUACCUGAAGGAUGGGAACUGCACUGCAUGCGUGAAGGACUGCGAUAUGUCUCUGGAGUUGUCCCCCUUCAAUGUGAAGUCUCUGCUUCGCCGCGCUGCUGCAUAUGAAGCUGUUGAACAAUACAGAAACGCCUACGUCGACUACAGAACCGUCCUGCAGAUUGACUGCAACGUAACAGCCGCUCAAGAUGGCACUCAUAGAAUGACUAAGGCCCUGACUGAGGCAGACGGGCCGUCCUGGAGAGAAAAGCUUCCUCCCAUCCCGUCCGUUCCUGUAUCUGUGAGGGAGAAAUUUGCCAGACAGUCUGCUGCCAAUGUGAAGCAGCACAUCUCUGCAGCAAACCAGAACGGCAUCAAGCAAACAAACAAACCAGCUCUCAGCAGUGAAGACAUAAAGAAAGGCCAGAAUUUCAAAGAAGAAGGUAAUGCUCUGGUGAAGAAAGGAGACUAUAGAAAGGCCAUUGACAAAUACACUCAGAGCCUUCAGCAUAACCCCACUGAGGUCACAACUUACACCAACCGCGCCCUGUGCUACCUGUCAGUGAAGCAGUUUCAAGAAGCCAUCAGCGACUGUGACAAAGCUCUGAUGAUUGACAGCGGCAACAUCAAGGCUCUAUACAGGAGAGCGCAGGCUCACAAGGAGCUCAAGAACAUCAAGGCAUGUGUGGAAGAUCUGCAGUGUCUGCUGAAGGUGGAAUCAAAUAACACAGCAGCCCUGAAACUGCUGCAGGAAGUGCAGAAGAAGUGAGGACUGCAGGGCUCCUCCAGAUCCAAGAUCCAACUCACUGCAAUACAGAAACGGAUUUCUUUAAAAGCUGUAUUUGACCUUUGACCUUUACAUGAACAUCACAUGGAUAUUUCUGGUAAACCUUGGUGAUAAGUAUGUCAGCAAAGACAUGAAGCCGCAGCUUUUUGCUGCUUUUGAUGAGCCUUUCCUCGUCUGUCCAAUUGAUGAAUGUUUUUCAUCCUCAAAGAGUCAUUUCUGCUAAAAGAGGAUUCCUAACAGCUCAGUCACUGUUUGCUAAAUGCACAAUGUUUGCACGUCAACCUGUAUCCCUUUUAGUCAAAUACUUUUACAGACGUUUUUCUGAUUUGACUUAAGAUCAUGACAUUUGUUGAUCUUGAGAUUUCUAUCCAUUUGGGUUCAGCUAUUGCAUCGCAAGAGAUAAUACGGAUGCUAUGCUUUCAUUUCAUGCUUUCAUGCUGUUUAUUAUUCAGUUUUUGUUGUUUUUUGACUUUAAACGUGUUUUGUUGAUGCUUGUGCAGAGUUGUCACUACUGAGGAUUUACAAAUAAAAGCUGUUGCUGCUAA